AUGAUGUCUUUGAGAUGCCACAGGAGCAAGCCGUUGUGGGCCGUUCUCUGUGUGUUGGUGCUCUGUUGGCUGUACAUUUUUCCCGUUUACAGAUUGCCCAGCGAUAAGGAGAUAGUCGACGAAGUGCUACGACAGGGCCAAGUAUGGAGUAAAAACCAAACUGGAAUAGAUUUGUACAGGAAACUGCUUACAGAAUGCUGUGAUCCAAAGAGGAUGUUUGCAGUGACCAAGGAGAACUCUCCAAUUGGCAAGGUUCUGUGGUAUGAUGGGGAGUUCUACCAUUACCACAUUGUCAGCAAUGAAACCUAUCCCUUCUUCAUACAGGAGACGCCAUUGCAGCAGCCACUGAAGAAGUGUGCUGUGGUAGGUAAUGCAGGAGUCCUGAAGAGCAGCAGCUGUGGCAGAGACAUCGAUGAGGCUGACUUUGUCAUGCGGUGUAACCUGCCACCUCUGUCCAAAAAGUACACCGAUGAUGUGGGGACCAGAACCCAUUUGGUGACUGCCAAUCCGAGUAUCAUUGAAAAGAGCUUUCAGAACCUGCUGUGGUCUCGGAGGGCCUUCGUAGAGAGCAUGAAAGCCUAUGGCUCCAGCUUCAUCUACAUGCCUGCCUUUUCCAUGAAGCCUGGUACAGAUCCGUCAUUACGGGCCUACCAUGCCCUUGCUGACUCCUCCUCCAAUCAGACGGUACUCUUUGCCAACCCGGACUUUCUAAAGAACGUGGGCCGUUUCUGGAAGGGCCGUGGAGUGCAUGGGAAGCGCCUGUCCACAGGACUCUUUCUGGUGAGCCUUGCACUGGGGCUGUGUGAGGAGGUGACGGUCUAUGGCUUCUGGCCCUUUUCGGUGGGCCUGGAUGAGCAACCAGUCAGCCAUCAUUACUAUGACAACAUCUUGCCUUCUUCAGGGUUCCACGCCAUGCCCGAGGAGUUCAUGCAGCUUUGGCACCUUCACAAAAGUGGUACACUACGCAUGCGCAUUGGGCGCUGCAUGAGUGAGGCUGAGGGAGCGAAAGAGUAG
This is a messenger RNA of Chanos chanos (milkfish), 1014 nucleotides long. It is a transcript of the gene st8sia1, whose product is annotated as ST8 alpha-N-acetyl-neuraminide alpha-2,8-sialyltransferase 1. Bases 1 to 1014 code for a protein of 337 amino acids. NCBI's taxonomy places the organism in Eukaryota, Metazoa, Chordata, Actinopteri, Gonorynchiformes, Chanidae. Gene Ontology annotation, biological process: oligosaccharide metabolic process; N-glycan processing. Gene Ontology annotation, molecular function: alpha-N-acetylneuraminate alpha-2,8-sialyltransferase activity. The record is from RefSeq and is a predicted model, not a curated record. The transcript is spliced from 5 exons.